Molecule: messenger RNA, 2795 nt
Organism: Condylura cristata (star-nosed mole)
Lineage: Eukaryota; Metazoa; Chordata; Mammalia; Eulipotyphla; Talpidae
Gene: TM9SF1
Product: transmembrane 9 superfamily member 1
Exons: 10
Coding region: 70-2532 (820 amino acids)
Biological process (GO): vesicle budding from membrane; late endosome to vacuole transport via multivesicular body sorting pathway; protein localization to membrane
Cellular component (GO): multivesicular body; ESCRT III complex; membrane
Source: RefSeq, a predicted model, not a curated record
CACACCUCCCGGGGGCAAGGCGGAAGUGUGGGGGACGCGGCGGGGCUUGACUGGAGAGGCGAGGGCGCAAUGAGUGGUCUGGGCCGACUCUUCGGCAGGGGAAAGAAGGAGAAGGGGCCAACCCCUGAAGAGGCAAUUCAGAAAUUGAAGGAGACAGAGGAAAUACUGGUCAAGAAACAGGAAUUCCUGGAGCAGAAGAUUCAACAGGAGCUACAAACAGCUAAGAAGCAUGGGACCAAAAAUAAGAGAGCUGCCCUACAGGCUUUACGGAGAAAGAAAAGAUUGGAACAGCAACUGGCACAAACCGAUGGGACAUUAUCUACCCUGGAGUUUCAGCGUGAGGCCAUUGAGAAUGCCACCACCAAUACGGAAGUGCUUCGUACCAUGGAGCUGGCUGCCAAAGGCAUGAAGAAGGCCUACCAGGACAUGGACAUCGACAAGGUGGAUGAACUGAUGGCUGACAUCACAGAACAACAGGAAGUGGCCCAGCAGAUCUCAGAUGCUAUCAGCAGGCCUGUAGGCUUUGGAGAUGAUGUGGAUGAGGAUGAACUACUGGAGGAACUAGAAGAGCUGGAGCAGGAGGAAUUGGCCCGGGAACUGUUAAAUGUGGACAACGAGGACAAAGAACCCCCAGUCAAACUGCCCAGUGUGCCUUCGACACGUCUGCCUGCAGGGCCAGGACUUCCUCAAACGGGUUCCACAGCCUUAAGGAUGACAAUCCUAGGGCACCCUCGAAGUUGGAGCUGCCAGUGGUUGCCAUUCCUAAUGCUGUUGCUGGGCACAGACUACGGGCCGGGAGUGGAAGGACUGACACACUACAAAGCCGGCGACCCUGUCAUUCUGUACGUCAACAAAGUGGGCCCCUACCAUAACCCUCAAGAGACCUACCACUACUAUCAGCUUCCAGUCUGCAGCCCUGAAAAGAUACGCCACAAAAGCCUUAGUCUGGGCGAAGUGCUGGAUGGGGACCGCAUGGCUGAGUCUUUGUACGAGAUCCGCUUUCGGGAGAAUGUGGAGAAGAGAGUUCUGUGCCACAUGAAGCUCAGUUCUGCACAGGUGGAGCAGCUGCGCCAGGCCAUUGAGGAACUGUACUACUUUGAAUUUGUGGUGGAUGACUUGCCCAUCCGUGGCUUUGUGGGCUACAUGGAGGAGAGUGGCUUCCUGCCUCACAGCCACAAGAUAGGACUCUGGACCCAUUUGGACUUCCACCUAGAAUUCCACGGAGAUCGCAUUAUAUUUGCCAAUGUCUCAGUGAGGGAUGUCAAGCCUCACAGCUUAGAUGGGCUACGACCUGAUGAGUUCCUAGGCCUUACACACACGUACAGUGUGCACUGGUCUGAGACUUCAGUGGAGCGGCGGAGUGACAGGCGCCGUGGUGAUGAUAGCGGUUUCUUUCCCCGAACACUAGAGAUCCACUGGUUGUCCAUUAUCAAUUCCAUGGUGCUUGUGUUUUUACUGGUUGGUUUUGUGGCUGUCAUUCUCAUGCGUGUUCUUCGGAAUGACCUGGCUCGGUACAAUUUGGAUGAAGAGACGUCCUCUGGAGGGUCUGGUGAUGACUUUGACCAAGGUGACAAUGGCUGGAAAAUUAUCCAUACAGAUGUCUUCCGCUUCCCUCCAUACCGUGGUCUGCUCUGUGCUGUGCUGGGUGUGGGUGCCCAGUUCCUGGCCCUUGGCACUGGCAUUAUUGUCAUGGCGCUGCUGGGCAUGUUCAAUGUGCACCGUCACGGGGCCAUUAACUCAGCGGCCAUCUUGUUGUAUGCCCUGACCUGCUGCAUCUCUGGCUACGUGUCCAGCCACUUCUACCGGCAGAUUGGUGGUGAGCGUUGGGUGUGGAACAUUAUUCUCACCACCAGUCUCUUUUCUGUACCUUUCUUCCUGACGUGGAGUGUGGUGAACUCGGUACAUUGGGCCAAUGGGUCGACGCAGGCUCUGCCAGCCACCACCAUCCUGCUGCUUCUCACGGUUUGGCUGCUGGUGGGCUUUCCCCUGACUGUCAUUGGAGGCAUCUUCGGGAAGAACAACGCUAGCCCCUUUGAUGCACCUUGUCGCACCAAGAACAUCGCCCGGGAAAUCCCGCCACAGCCUUGGUACAAGUCUACUCUCAUCCACAUGACUGUUGGAGGCUUCUUGCCUUUCAGUGCCAUCUCUGUGGAGCUCUACUACAUCUUCGCCACGGUAUGGGGCCGGGAGCAGUACACCCUCUACGGCAUCCUCUUCUUCGUCUUCGCCAUUCUGCUGAGUGUCGGCGCCUGCAUCUCCAUUGCGCUCACCUACUUCCAGUUGUCUGGGGAGGAUUAUCGCUGGUGGUGGCGAUCUGUGCUCAGUGUUGGCUCCACUGGGCUCUUCAUCUUCCUCUACUCAGUUUUCUACUAUGCCCGGCGCUCCAACAUGUCAGGGGCGGUACAGACAGUAGAGUUCUUUGGCUACUCCUUACUCACAGGUUACAUCUUCUUCCUUAUGUUGGGUACCAUUUCCUUUUUUUCUUCCCUGAAGUUCAUCCGCUACAUCUAUGUUAACCUCAAGAUGGACUGAACACUGGGGGGCAAAACUAUUGCUCUGCCCUCCCGUUCGUUCUUCACACCCUACUGAUGUCUUACCAACUCUUCUCACUGAAUGACUCAAUUGUGCGCCGGCACUUGUAGCCUUCCCCUCCGUGCGCUGGGCCUCCCUUCCCCAGAGAGGCCUGGGAAUUAUAAAUCUCUAUACAAGGAGUAUAUAUUUGAACAUUUUAAGUUGCCUUUCGUUUUGGCCCUGACUUUUCAUUUUACAAAUAUCAAAAUAAAAUUUAUUAAGAA